Drosophila busckii is the source of this 488-nucleotide messenger RNA. Its product is annotated as protein FAM98B. The transcript has a single exon. The record is from RefSeq and is a predicted model, not a curated record. The annotation marks the transcript as partial. NCBI's taxonomy places the organism in Eukaryota, Metazoa, Arthropoda, Insecta, Diptera, Drosophilidae.
UGUUUAUUAGUUAGUGCACAGCAGCUGAGAAGAUGCAAUCGAUACGCACUUGGGUUCUCUUUGGUUUGGUCGCCUUGCUGGGCGUUGGCAUCUAUGCCAAGCCGCAUGGCUGGAGCAGCUUAGGAGGCGGGGGCGGUGGCUGGAGCAGCGGUGGAUCUGGCGGAGGCUGGAAGAGUCUUGGUGGUGGUGGCGGCUGGAGCAGCGGCGGAUCUGGCGGCGGUGGCUGGAAGCCAGCUGGCGGUGGCUGGUCCUCGGGCGGCAGCAGCAGCUCCUCUAUAUCCUUUCCCAAGAUAAGCAUCAGCUCUUGGCCUUCGAGCGGUCACGGUGGAUCCGGCGGUUGGUCCUCAGGCGGCGGCGGUGGCGGCGGCGGCUGGAAGAGUGGUGGCGGUAGCGGCGGCGGUGGUGGCUGGUCCAGCGCUCUAUCUGGUCUGUCCGGCUGGAAGUCUCAGGCGCUUUCCAGUCUCAGCAGCGCUGGCAACGGUAAGCGG